This is a messenger RNA of Sporothrix brasiliensis 5110, 2649 nucleotides long. RefSeq lists its product as uncharacterized. Lineage: Eukaryota; Fungi; Ascomycota; Sordariomycetes; Ophiostomatales; Ophiostomataceae. The record is from RefSeq and is a predicted model, not a curated record. Bases 1 to 2649 code for a protein of 882 amino acids. The transcript has a single exon.
AUGGACGAGGUAGCCGCAACAGUUGGCCGGCACACGGCAGCCCGGCGGCCGCUUGUGAACAAGUCGAACCGGCCACAUCUCCCGAUCUUUGCAGACAAGCUGCUGUGCGGCGAAUCGACACUCGGUAUGGACGACGUGUUACUGUCCGGUUCCGACGAUGAGUACUACAACAGCCCUGGCGCACGAUGCCGACGUCUCGAGGAGCAGGCACGGCUUUUUCUCGAAGGCCGCCGACCUCGGCUUCUCUCAGCGUCAUUAAGGGGACCGUUUGGCAGAAAGACGCGCUGGGAAAACCCCUGGAGAGGGAAAGGGGGCAGGGUUGGCACAAAGGUCGUCCCUCGUUCGACCAAGACGCAACAACCCUUAGUAGCAUCGACGUCCGAUCCCAGUGUCGGCAGCCGGAAACAAACUACUGCGCCAGUCGCCACGUCUGCAUCGAGCACAGACUUAGGAACGACACCGAGCACCGUCACAACCCAAAAAGACCCAGAAGUCAAGAAACGGGCAGCCGAUAGCAACUGGCUGCGGCGAACGAACCUAAAGCGCUUGAAACCCAACUAUGAUGAUGCUUUGGUCGCCUCGCCGUCCGCUUCGCGAACCACCAGAGCAGCGAGCUCGGCAAAGGCUGCAGCCGCACCCAAGACGCCAGACCUGGCACGACCCACGUCUGGUCCGUCCCGAGACGCCCUCGCGACAGCUGCCGACGAAGCUGUCGGAGGCAGCUACAACGCCGCGCCGAGUCAAAGACUGGCCAGUACUGAACUGCUGGUGUCCCACAUAUCAGACAGCGAGCCUUCUAUGUCGGUACUUCCGUCCGAUCUCUUUUUGAGCAGUCAUAUCGGAUCUGAGCGAUUAUUACCAAAAAUUCCUGCUUCUUCCGAAAAGACAACUACAACUGAAACAACAAACCUCGUCGGGGAUGACGCAUCAGCAGCCUUUGGCGACGACACGACGUUACGGCCGGCAGAGCAAGAAAGCACAAAGUCGGUAAAUGGACUAAUGCCAAGCGAGCCUCACCCACCUGCCACGGGUGGAACUGAAAUUGAUGCAUCGGAACCGAGCGAUGAUGUCCACGACGGAGAACCAGCCGAACCGUCAGACGAGAUACCGGAUAAGCAAAAUACUAGCAACUUUGCCGACAUGACCUCAACAACAUGUGCUAUGGAUUCUGUGGCAGGCGAAACGACAACAGUUUCGACAGUAACCUACGACACGGAGAUGGUGGACGCAAGGAUUGCGACACAGGAUCAAAGUCCAUGGGCAAAGGCUCAAUCAAACACCAUGGUCGGCGAUAUGGUUGCUCACAGCUCAGCCGACCCUGUUGUCCAGUGUCAAAACGAUAGCCAGGCUCAAAACGAUAGCCAGGCUCAAAACGAUAGCCAGGCUCAAAACGAUAGCCAGGCUACAAGCUCUGUGACAGCCCAGAGCCCUUGGUCCAGAGAGACUCAGACUCUUGUUCCAGUGGCUGCUGCUGUCCGGCCAGAUCCUCCAUCUCCAGACGUCGAAGCAGACGAACCAGAAGCGAGCGCAAACGAAACCGGCAGGCCGAGCAUCUCUCUCAGUCAAAAUCCAUGGGCGGACGUGAAUACUGCGGCCGCCUCGUUCUCAUCUUCCACAUCCAAUCUGCCUACAUCUCCAUGCUCACCAGAGGGGGAAACACCUGUCCUACCACCAAUCGAGAAGGAAGGCCUCGAGCAAGAUACGGAAACGUUCCUACCAUCUCUACCCAUCCCGAUCGCUCAGUCCUCUGGGACCGCACCGUCUACGCCGGACACGAAGCAAUCCAGCCUCCCCACGCCAGACAUGACCGUGUCGAUCAAGUCCUUUAGGAGAUUCCGCUCCCCGACGCCAACGCCACCACCUCGACGGAGGAGCGCAAAGGUAGGGGGCCCUCGGUCGAUUCUUCGUCAGCCGCGCCGGCGAUCGGGAGCAACGGCCAGCACCAGCAAAUGUGGCCGCCGUGUUCACUUCUCUCUUCCCGGGGACGAAGCAGCGGCGCCCGCGGACGAGACUCCUGGCGGAACCGCAACCUCUGCCUCGAUAGAACAAAGCGACGGAGCAUUCCGAGGACCACAACGAGCCGCUUCGCCUCCUCCACAAGACAAGGUGCUCAUGGAGUCUCUCCCAACAGAGGUCGACCGGUUCAAGGGACACUACGCAACAAUGGCCGGCCGGACAAGAGGCCAACGGGCAGCUAUAAUGGCAAGAUCACAGGCAAGCGAAGCACGGUCUGCGACUGCCGACACCGGCGUCGCCAAGGUUCAACCUAUUACAAUUUCAAAGAGACAAGACCCAGCGCCGGAUCUUGAGCUGUACACCAGUCCGUCCGUCGAUGCCAUGGCAUCCCGGUUCCAGGAAGCGGAUGCGGAAACGUCCAAACUACAGCAGAUACCGUCCGGGCAGUCGCGUCAUCAAUCGAUCGUGUCGCACUCUGGCGAUAAGGUGCCCAGUGCAAAUGGCGGCGAUAAUAAGGAGAACGCCACGCGAAGCGGGGAGGCCGAACAGCACAGGGACGACAAUGACAGUCGAGACGACGAUGCCGCGUCGGCUGUGGACGCUGUGCAAGACGUUAUGGACAACCUCGAUGACUUUCUGGGCUUAUGGGAUAUGGACGCCGAGCUCGCUGAAGCGCGUGCCGGCAGGAUGUAA